Pollicipes pollicipes is the source of this 1390-nucleotide messenger RNA. RefSeq lists its product as uncharacterized. NCBI's taxonomy places the organism in Eukaryota, Metazoa, Arthropoda, Thecostraca, Pollicipedomorpha, Pollicipedidae. The record is from RefSeq and is a predicted model, not a curated record. The transcript is spliced from 2 exons. Bases 30 to 863 code for a protein of 277 amino acids.
GGCACCGGCUCGCUGCCGUCUCUCUCGUCAUGGACGGGAAGCGGUACGUGCACGACGUGGUCGUCAGCGCGUCGUUAGGACCGUUUAUGGCCCUCCGCGCUGGCCAGGACGUGCUCGAGAACGCCAAACGCCGCACCGCUCGCACUGGCAAGGCUGGCGGAAGCAAGGACGGAGGGGCCAUGAAGCGCAUCUACUACAUCGACGGCAUGACCAUCGAAGAGGCGAAGACGUGGACGAAAGACGGGUUGCACUGCAUGACGCCGAUCCGCCCGGACGACGAGCUGAGCCGCUUGUUCUCCGACAUGAGCUUCGAGCACGCGCAGUACGUGUCACCGGACGGCAGCGAACACGGCCUGGCCUUUGGCCGCCGGGAGAAGAGCAGCUUCUUCCUGCGCCACGGCGCACCGACCGGCCGCCGCCUCAUCAUGUCCAGCGUGCACGCGCUGGAUGCGGACGGCUGCCGCGAUGCGGUGCGCCACGUGGAGGAGACGCACCGGGCGGUGCGGGACGCCGCUCGGCCCAUCGAAACCCGCCUGAACUGCGACAGCCACCCGCGGCUCAGGUACUACCACAAGAUCUUCCUGCGCGCCCUGUCGGCCGCCAUGCAAAACGUGUUCGUGGCGCAGGGGCUGGCGAGCGGCCGCCGUUUCGACGAAUCGCCCGAGGCGCUGGACGCAUUCUGCCUCGCUCAGUUCGAGUCCCUACUGGAGGACCUGGUGGACCUUCUGGAGAAAGCGCCGCGCGAGAACACGCGGCGGGUCGGCCCCGGCGUGCCCUGGAUCGGCGAGGACUACCAGCUGAUCAUUCGCCGCACCCAGCUGACGCACGACAUGCUGCGGGAUGACGAGGAGCGGGACGACUAGGGGGAGGUCGGUCUACGGUCCGGCGGAGGGCCCUGCCUCAGCGCGAGCUUGGCCGGGUCACGGUGGUGGUCGACAUCACGUCACGUCUCGCCACGUCACGUCACGGGUCGGGUCGACAUCCCGUCAGAUGUGUCUACGAUCAAACCGUUUGAACAGCGUGCUGCGAACGGACCGACUGCCCGUGACCGCUACUGACAGCCUGAUCAUCAACACCAGAGCUGACCAAGCGGCCGUCGUAAGCAUAUGAAAUCUGAAUGCGUUGAAUACUGUGAGCUAUUGGCCGCUCCCCAGAGCUGUCUGACAGUCCGGAGCGCCUUGCGGCGGUGCUGAAAUGAUGCGUGCUGUCUGCCGACUUGUUCCGCUCACUGGAAGGUAUACAGGAUGUCGGUUCCCAUCGUUCGGCGCUUCGGCCAUGUUUUAUGCUGUUGCAUACUUCUUUUAUGGACUGACGUAACACCAUUUAAUGUCAUGCGUACCGUGCAUAUUUUACAUACGAUACUGCUGUAUCCCACAAUACACCGUUGUAA